ACUUCCUGAGGAAGGUGUACACCCUCCUGAGCAUGCAGAUCAUCCUGACUACAGCCACCUCCGCCCUCUUCAUGUUCUCUGACACCAUCAAGGAGUUUGUCCACCACAGUCCUGCGGUGGUUCUGGUGUCCGCUCUGGGCUCUCUGGUGGUUCUGGUGGUUCUGGCCGUCUACAGACACCAACACCCGGUGAACCUGUACCUGCUGCUGCUGUUUACUCUGCUGGAAGCGAUCUCUGUGGCCACAGCCUUGACCUUCUAUGAGUACUCCACGGUGCUGCAGGCGCUGUUCCUCACCUGUGCAGUGUUUGCUGGACUCACAGCGUUCACCUUUCAGUCCAAGAGAGACUUCAGUAAGAUGGGAGCAGGACUGUUCGCCUGUCUGUGGAUCCUCAUCAUCGCAGGAUUCAUGAGGUUCUUCUUUGACAGUGACAGCACUGAGCUGGUCCUCAGUGGGGUGGGGGCUCUGGUGUUCUGUGGCUUCAUCAUCUAUGACACCCACCUGUUGAUGAAGCAGCUGUCACCUGAGGAGCACGUCCUGGCCUCCAUCAACCUUUACCUGGACAUCGUCAACCUGUUCCUGCACAUCCUGCGUGUGCUGGACUCGAUGAAGAAACACUGAGACGCCACUUUAUCCCAUACUGUCUUAACGUUUACCUGGAAACACACCUUACACUGCGCACACAACAACACCUGUCCCACACCUAUCUGAUUUCUGUCUGAUACCUGUCCCACACCUGUCUGAUCUCCCCCCUGUGGAGGAGGCGUCACUAUACCUGAAAUAGUCACUCUCAUGCGAUUCCAGUGAAAAUGAAACCAUAUCCAUUCCUGUGUGUUGCCAUGGUUACAGACGUCCUCUACGCCUGAUAUCUGGUCAUUUAUUGUUUUGAAUUAAUGAUGAUGUAAUGAGUGUGAAGGGUUAAAACUGUAACGUGAUGAUUAUUUAUAUUUAUCUGUUUGUUGUUUUUAAUAAUCAGCUGGAAACUGUUUACAUUAAAAUAAUUAAAGUAUUAAAACC
Molecule: messenger RNA, 1016 nt
Organism: Labrus bergylta (ballan wrasse)
Lineage: Eukaryota; Metazoa; Chordata; Actinopteri; Labriformes; Labridae
Source: RefSeq, a predicted model, not a curated record